This is a messenger RNA of Lymnaea stagnalis (great pond snail), 8682 nucleotides long. NCBI's taxonomy places the organism in Eukaryota, Metazoa, Mollusca, Gastropoda, Lymnaeidae. The record is from the annotation of a GenBank genome assembly.
ACUUUUCUCCAGAAGAGCUCUACAGGCGGUUCAGCAUGAUAAUAAUUGAAAAGCAAAUAGAGGACGAAUUCUUUAUUCAGAGUAAUUCUAUUUUUUUAAAUAUCCUGGGUGAAUUCUUUAGUUAAGUUUAAGGUGGUAUCAAAUAUAAAUCUGGUUGUAGGCGUCUUUAAUCACCCAGACUUUAUUCAAUCCAAUAUAAUAGCCCACUCUACUGUAGGUGGAAAUAAAUUUAAUAACACAAAUCACAUUGUGAUUGUGCACUGACUGAUUGGAUUGUUCUAAAUUAAUUGUCUUGUUAAUAAGAUAAUUCAUUCAUUGUUAAAGAUUGUUGAGCUGGAAAAUUGAAGUCAGCCUUAGGCUUGCUUGUUAUUUUGUAAUUAUUAUGUAUUUUUUAGGCAUAAUCAUAGGGACACUACUAAGACUAAGAAGUAGACCUAGUCCGACCCUCAUUCUUUUUAGUUUCACCUCUGCCUCUAGUUUCUAGCCUCUAUAAUUUAUAAAUAGUGUUGUUAAUUAAUAUUAAUAAUAGGGCUUUAGACUUAAUUAAGGUUAGGCAAUAGAUAGGCUAAUAGGAGUAGAAAACAUAUAUUAUAGGCACAUCCUAAAGCCUAAAUGAUCCUGUUUUUGCCAUUUUGCUGACAACACGUCAUCACCAAAUCACAAUUUAAUUUUUGAAAUAUCUGAUAAACAUCGGCAUGUUUAGGCAUGUAAUUGAUAAUUGCAAUGCAUAAUACCAGUAUUGCUGAGUAUUUUAAAAAAUGUAGUGUAUACAUGCCAUAAUACAUGCCCAGCGACCAGACAAAGAAGUUCUACUAGAGAUAUUUGUCCGGUGACUUUUGUCACAUGACUUUUGUUAGGCCUAUAUGCUGUAAACACUGUUUAAAUUGGUAUGAUAGAAAGUGUGUCGGGUUUAAGUCUGAGCCAAAGAGCAAAACAUGGUUUUGUAAAGGCUGCUUAAAAAAAUGAAUAAAUUUUGCCAAUAGCACUGUUAAAUAAAGCAUGAUAUGCCCGCCGGAUGAAUAUCUCCAGCACUAUUUGUCCUGUCGCUGGACGUGUAGCCACUACCUUAAAAAAUAUUAAAAAAUGCAACUAAGACUGCGUAGCAUUCACCUCUCUCAUCUUCUUUGGUGUUCUCUCAUAAUCUGAGCAAUAGCCGUCAAGUCCCUAUGCUCAAUUUUGUACUCUGCACUAAAUUUUAUUGGCAGUAAAAUCAUAAUAAUCCACCUGCAUGUAAUAAUAAUAUAUAAAUCAAAAAGGUCAACAUUGAUAAAACUGAGUUAACUAUGACCGUUCAUUAGUUGAUAUUUUUACCAAGUUAGGAUAAUCAGUUGACCUCUACACUUUUUAAGUUAUUGUAAUGAUCAUCCCAUUAUUAUGCUGAAUAAAAUGAAAAUGUAAAAAAAAUUUGACACGUAAAUUAACAAGUAUCAAAGUCAAAGAAGCAAUUUUAAUUAUUUACUGGUAAUUAUGUAAAAAUAUAAUCGACAGAAUAAGAUCACAAACUGAGGUGGUGCAGUCCAUAAUCAUAGUUACCAGGGACAAAUUAUUUCCGUCAGGGCGCGGACUGAAAGAUAUAAAAAUUCUUUUGUUCCCCAAUCUGUACGAAUUUACCAGCGUGCUCCCCCUGAAGUCACAAAUCUUAAUGAGAACUAAUAAAUCCCUGAUUUGGCUAAGAGAACUCAUGGAAUGGCUGCUAGUGAAAAAUUUUAUUACUAAUGUCUUGUGUUCUAAUUGUUUUUUGUUAAUGUGCUGAAAAUGUACUUGUUACAUAAUCAAUAAAUCAAUAAAAUAAUCAAUAAAAUAAUCUUAUCUUAUAUAUUGUAACAAAAUCACAUUUUCACAGUAACGUUUUUACUCAAAAACUACUAAAGCUACUCAAUUUUUGUUUAAGUUUGUUCUAUACAACUAUAAUUUUAUAAUAUUUUUUGUUGAAGCCGCUAAGGGUACAUUUCAAUGAUUCAUCCCAAUUAUGUGUAGAAGUAAGCAUUGCGCUCUACCCAUUGUUUCACAUACUUAAUGUGUGUCUCAUCCUAUCCACCACCUGCCUUAGUAAUUUUUUUUUUGCUGGCAUCCGUCCGUCACAAUGUGACAAUGGAGUGGGCUUCGUAGGAUGAAAUCCACAUAGCCUGGGAUUAUUAUACUUGAAGGAUUAUAAGCUGGUUCCCAACAGCAAAUCGCCUCUCUCCACGCCGCUGGGUAACCCAAGGGAACAUCAUUGGAUGAUACUCGAACCGUGGUCACUGCAGCGUCCUCAACAGCCUUACAAAGUAAGUAUCAAUGUUAUCCGCCUUUCGGGACUCCAUCUCCGGGUUUGAUUUCAGAGUUUCCUUCUCUUAGAUGAGUUGCCGUCCAAGGUUAACGAGUCCCAUCUACCCGGGGUGCUGGUGAUGUUUUUGCUCUAGCUGGAAUUGAACUCCAGACCACCAACUUGAGAUUUGCUCAGUUUAGACCACUCGGCCACCCAGCACCCAAUUAGUAAUUUAGGCUAUUCUUAUUUGAUUGUUAGAAUGUACGGCUUUAAAAUUGUGGAGGCUAAAUCAGAAUCAUUAGGUUUAAUUGUAUUUAUUAUUUAAUAAUCAGAAAAAAAUUGCCUAUUUGAGCUUGACUAAACUCUUAGCCUACUAAGCACAUGGGCAUGCACUCAAGGGGCAAAGCCUGAAUUUAGGCCGGAAAAAGUAUUGUCUCAAGAACUUGUCAUCCAUGUUGAUGUUUCUAAAUUUGUAGUCAUAAAAAAUGCAUUGCAUCCCCCACACUUACUCAUGUAUACUAUACUGGUUUAGGCCUAUGAUUAUUACUAUCACAUAGUGUUGGCUAGACAUAAUGAUACAGUGACGUUAUGUCUGUCAUAGAAUAUAGAGAUACUCAGUGAAGAUAGACACAGCAUACUGCACAUCCUUUCAUUUGGACCAAGAUGUGGCUUUUUGUCUCCAUACACGUACGUGUGAUCACUUAACCUUAUUUUCUGUGUAUUCCCUGACCCCUCAGGUUAAUAACCCUUGCUCUUGACCAUGUAUAUACAUUUCAGUGAACAGGAUCAUUACCCGCCUGCUCACAACCUGCUGUGAAAAAGGUGGUCAACUGGUUGGGGCUCAUCACAUCUAGCUAAUCAUUGAUGGGUUGCUGCCUCUAUGUUUUCAGUCUGGUUUCUCUAAUCCUCUCCACUGAGUAACUUGACUGAUCUAGUUGCAAGGCGGCUGUUUUAAUCCAUCUAGCAUAUGUAUUUUAUUUCUAUAUUACCUGACCUCUGGUGAGUGUUCCCCUAUCAUCCACCUGCGGAUGAGUUCCAUGGUGAUUAACUACUUUUGUAAAAUUAUUUACACUGUAGGAGUAAUGUUUUAUCACAUCUGUCUAUUGGAGAUGCUUUAACAUGUUUUUAUUUAUUGCAGCAAGGAAUAAAAAAACCAGCAUCACAUAUAACCUUAUAAGAGAAGUUUAUGCCAUGCCCAAAUGUCAUGUAUCUGCACUUAUGUGCAGAUUGAUUUUAGUUGGUCAGCAGAGUUCUCAGCGCCAAAUUUCAAGUUGGUCCUGUUUGGUUUCCCAUCCAAUUAAAAAAGAGCCAAAAGAAGUGACGUGGUCUAGAAAAAGGUAUACUCGUUUGGUGAGUUGAGAAUUUGUGUAUGUUCACAAUUUAUAUUAUGUUAUGCUAGUUCGUUAAAAUGAGUUGAUCUGUAAUUUUAAUAAAAUUUUGAUUUCAAUCACAUACAAAUUUUUCUCCAUAGCUUGCAACCAAAGCAGCUGCAACUACCCCCAAAUGUGCGUCAACUAAGUCACCAACAGAUCCUCAACCUAUCAAAGUGUUAGAAAGUGUAAAAAAUGAUGGAGAGGUACCAGUACAUACAGUCGAUAUUGAUAAGGAAGAUUUUGUGACUUUGCACUUUAAAAAAACAAGCCGGCUGAUUAAGAUAAAAGCAAAGCAUGUUGCUGAGAAUACAUCGUUGCACAUACAGCAUAAUAAAGAUUUAUAUCACCUGGACAAAUUGUCCUCGACCAAUAUCAGCUGGGCACCCUUUGCCGGCUCAUCACGGCCACUGCCGUCCUCAUCCCUGAAAAUCACUGUCAGAGAACCAGGGCCAGACAAGACUAACCCAGGCACCAACAUUGAGUCAAUUCAUGAUGUGGAGUGGCGAGAACAGAAAUUUGAACCAAAGAAGCUUGUAGAGUAUUACAAGAUGUUAUCCAAAAUACGACUUACUGGUAAGGUUUCAUUAUGCUCUCAAGGUGAAAGUUUUUUUAAUCGUUCAUUUAUCUAUAAAGAGAAAGUAAAUAAAAUGGAAGAAUCAUUCUGAGAAUAGCCGCUAUCUGCUUGCUACGGAAAGAAGUCCACCUGCUCUGUAUAGUGCAUUGAGCAACAAUUUUUGCAUCUUUUUUACAGCAUUUUUAAGGCUGAUGUCCGUCUUUUGAACAUUUUUCACUCUGAGUCUAUGUUAUAGGGGAUUCCCUUGGGUGGUAUCCAUUGUAAUUAAAGUUGUACACUUCAGUGGCAGAUAUCUGGAAAGCAUAUUUUGGAAAAGCCAUUUCCAUUUCCAGGCUCUGCAGUACUCCAUAGAACUUUUUUGUUGACAUGAACAUUGUAGCUGAUCCCCUUUUUAAAAAAAGAUAUUUUGGAUGGGAUAAUGUAAGACUGUCUACUUUAUUGCCUCAAAAUUUGGCAGUAAUGAUGGUGCAGGCAUACAGUUGAAGGUUACUAGUUUCAUUUGGCUCUGACCAAAUUGAAUUCAUCCAUUGAAAAAAAAAGAAUUUUUUUUUUUUCUUUGCUGAUUUGAUUAUUAUAUUAUAAUUAAUAUAGUAAAGUAAUUUUAAAAAGUUCAUUUAAUUUUUUUCAAAAAGGAUUGGUUGUUUUGACAACCAUGUCUGGCUAUUGGAUAGCCCCUGGGUCAUUUCAUCCUUCUACAUUUGUCUUAUGCUCUGUUGGAACUGCUCUGACAUCCUGUGCUGCAAACUCUGUUAAUCAGGUAAUUAAUGUGAAAAUUUGAUUUUGAUGAAAUCCUCCAUCAACCUGUAGCAUGUUAUAAAAAUACUCAUCUAUCAAUAAUAGCAAAAAAAAAAAUAUUUUUAAUGUUUAUUUAUUGGGCAUUUAUUUACAUUGUUUCAGUUUUUUGAGGUACCUUAUGAUUCUCAGAUGAAUCGGACAAAAAAUAGAGUCCUAGUCAGAGGAUUACUCAGGUAGGUCUUUUUUUCAUAUUUAGAUUUUAAAGCAUACACUAUUAUGAGCAUUUAACCCAGUUGCUAACUUCACAAAGAAUUAAAUUCAAAAGGACCCACUGCUAACAUCGUAAUGCUCAAUAGUUUUAUACUGCUUUCAGUCCCCUUCAUGGUGUUGGGUUUGCAGUUGUCUCUAGCACGGUUGGCCUCUCACUGCUUUACUUCGGCGUCAAUCCGGUUGUGGCAGGGCUAGGUGCGUUUAAUCUGGGCUUGUACACACUGGCGUACACACCCCUGAAGCGUAUCAGCAUGAUCAACACCUGGGUGGGCUCACUGGUUGGCGCCAUUCCACCCAUGAUGGGUUGGGCAGCAUGCACUGGAAGUCUUGAGCCAGGUAAUGUUGACACUAAAUAGUUUAAGACACAAGCAAAGAUGUGUGACAUGAACGUGUGGACACUAGCAAAGAUGUGUGACACGAAUAUUUGGACACUAGCAAAGAUGUGUGACAUGAAUGUGUGGCCACUAGCAAAGAUGUGUGACAUAAAUGUGUGGACACUAGCAAAGUUUUAACUGGUGCGUGAGAGUUUUAGCAAUAGUUUAUAAAAAUUGAGUGAAGCGAUCUGUGAACAUUUAUUUCAAAUUGCUAGUAAUCAAACUACUACGAUCACUCAAUUGCAUAAAUUUAAAUUACUAUGGAAACACCAUUUUAUUACAGCUAGCUAUCAGUAGCUUAUAACUUACGAAUUUUAUUAGUUAAUUAUUGCUUCAUUUAAAUUUAAUGUUCAUAAAAUUUCCUUUCUUUGUUAAAUAUUUUAUAAGAAUAUUUCAGCUAUGUAAAAACAAAUCUCAGAAAAGUUGUACAUUGACAUAUAGAUUUUUUUUAGUAGCUAAUCUUUAUUUCCUGCUCUUUACUAGGGGCUUGGCUGCUGGCAGGAAUUCUCUUCUCGUGGCAGUUUCCUCACUUCAAUGCUCUCAGCUGGAACCUGCGACCUGAUUAUUCAAGGGCAGGCUACCGUAUGAUGUCUGUUGUUGAUCCAGCUCUGUGUAAACGUGUUGCGCUGCGUCACUGCUUCAUUUUGACAGCUUUGUGCUUAGCGGCCGCACCCCUCGGUGUGACCACUUGGAUGUUUGCGGCCGAUUCCCUGCCUCUUAACAUGUACCUGUGCUACCUUGGCUGGCAGUUUUACCGUAAAGGGGAUAGCAAUUCAUCUCGCAAGCUCUUUCGUUUUACACUUGUCCACAUACCGGCUUUGUUGCUGCUUAUGGGUAUUAGCAAGGCGACCUUUGGAAGUCUUGAUAAAGAAAGCAAAGUAACGCCACAAAGUGAAAGUAUUUCCUAAUCUAGGUUUAUCUCUGUAUGAGGGUUGCAAGUGUGAUGAUUUUAAUUUAAUUUGGAUGUAUUUCUUUAUGUAAUGUUUUUUUUUACUUACAGCUUUAAAACAGCAGCAUAAAAAAGAUGUUGACUUGGUACAUUAUGUUUUGGGGUCAUACAAGACAAGAGAUUAAAUGAUGUUCACUUGAUUUGAUUCCUAAAGGAACUAGGAGUCAUCAGUAUUUAUUCUUGUUUAACAAAACAGCAGCCGGUGGAGUGGCAUUGGCCCAUGCAUUAAUGGUAGAUGUUUAAGUCUAUCAAAACAAUAUUAAUGAAUUAAUACAACGAUGUUGACAGCCUUGAUAAGUUUACCAUUGUGUUGCAGAGCCAUUUUCCUCUCAGGUAAAAAGAAAAAUGUCCUUUCCAUUAUGAAGUAAAAGUUGAUUUGUUUUGCUUGUAUAUACAUUUUGUUGUGAUUAACAAAUGUUCAAAGCAAGUGACAGAUGUCAAGAUCAACUUUGACAGACCUGAACACUACUCACAAAUGAAAAUUUAUGACACAAUUCCUUUAGUUAAUACAAAUUGAAUCUGUGAUAUCGACAGUAAUGCCCUUCUUGUGAAGUCGGUGGUCUCUUCCAAGAGAUAUAAUGGCAGCAUAUAAAUGUUAUAUCAUCUGUCGGUUAAUGUGUCAGAAUUGAUUUAAGUAAUGGCUGGGCGGCACAGUAACUAAGGGACAAGUAUGCUGAUUGUAACGGACAAUGUUUUCACAUGAAAACAGAGAGGUAGCAUGAGUGAAUGGUGUUGACCAUGUUUUGUCCACGAGGACAAUGGAUUGUAUUUUGAAGGGCAAAUGUGAGCUCCACGUUUUUGGAGAGUAAAAGAGCAGUAGAGAACAGUAGAGCUAGGAGAGCUGUGUGAUUUGAUUAGACAGUUGAGCUGAGUUGUAGUAGGGUGAGGAUGUGUCUUUCUGAAUGAUGGAAUACUAUAAUAUAUACAUGUGAAAUUAUUUACAUUCAUGCAAGGAUUACUAUUAUUAUCAGUGUCAAGUGUGAUUCAAUAAAGUACUGUAAGGCUUAACCAGAAUUGAGUAUUCUUCUUUGCGUGCCUGGAUAAUAAGUGGAAGAAUGAAGAAGUCUUAGUCGGCAUCCUGAAGUAUUAACAUAAGUAACCAUACUACUGACAUAACCCACAGCAUAAGAAAUAAGAUCCCACGCCAUGUCAGAGUAGAUGUGUUACACUGAUGGUCUGGUAUUCAAUGCUCAGCAAUACACCAGUCCUACACCAACCUGUUGGAUGAAAAACUCUCUAAUCAAAGCAUAAAGAACAUGGUGUGGAGGGCAUUCUUGCGCCUAACAAGGUGCAACAGCUCAAUGAAUGGAAUAUAAUGGUGGUGUGGAGGGCAUUCUUGCCCCAAACAAGGUGCAACAGCUCAAUGAAUGGAAUGUAACGGUGGUGUGGAGGGCCUUCUUGUGCCAAACAAGCUGCAAAAGCUCAAUGAAUGGAAUAUAACGGUACCAGAAAAAAUAUGCUUUCGGAAACGUGACCUUUUUUUUUUCCCUUGAUUUUUUUGCUCAAUGCUCUGGGAUUAUGUUUGUUUACUGCCAGCCUUGGAUACAGAUAGUUGUAUAAUAAUGAUGCCCUUUCUUUCGGUCAUGUUGGCCCUUAGCAGGCAUUAGUAUUUGUACUUUUACAUAGGCUUUGAUUUAAAUGCAAAUCUUUUUUAAGUCUAUUGCUGUGUCAGUUGUUAUUCUUUUUCUGUUCCAAACAAUGGCCUUCACCUUCAAGGUUACUCUCCUCAUUUGUUUUCAUACACUUCAAUUUUUUCUGUACAUUUUGGUAGUUUGCUUUUUAAUAUCAAAUAUGCUAAUGUUACUAUUAUUUCAAUGACAUUUUCUUUUGCGAUACUUUUUCCUAUUGUAAAUGUAGGCCAUUUAUACUCCAGUGUAAAUGUAGAACUAUCAUAACCUCUAAAAUAUACUGAGCCAUGUCUCUAUGCAUUUUGAUUGCACCAUGUCUCUCAAUAGAUUUAGUUUUAUUUUAAAGAACUCCUCACAGGGUUAGAACAAAAAUGUUCAAGAAUUCAGCUCAUAAAUCAUUUUUAUAACUCUUUGCAUUUUAAAUGCUUGAUCUUAUGUAGUUUUCAUAACUGUUGUGUGUAUAUGUUUAGAAGCUAAAUAAUUUUUUUUUAAAAAUAGGAUUGCUUGCAUAUUUAAUUUGCUAAAAUGUAU